AUGGAAGCUCGUGAAUUAGAAAGAGCGAGGAGGGAUUGGAAGGAUCAAUUGUCGACAGGGAUGACCACAGAGCCCUUCAAGGCAUGGUCCCAGGCCAACGCUCCCGCACUCCAGCAGGCAAUGCAAUAUGGUGCUGCGGAGCGGGCUAUGUAUGAGCGGGAGCAAUACAAACAGAUGGGACCAGCCGCCGACAGAAUGCUGAAAGAGCGACGGCAAGAAGCCCAGGCCAAGACGGGAUCGCAACCUGAUCUUGAUCGUAAUGAUCAGAGAUUCCGUGACAUUGAGGGCAGAAUGGGCCACGGAUUUCCACGGGGUGAGGAGCAGGUAAAGGAGAUGCAAGGAUUCAUCAAGGAUCAAGUCGCUCGGGUGCCGGACGAUCGGAAGAAUCAGGACUAUGGCAAUUGGAAAGAGCUGGACAAGUUGUAUCAGCGGAUGAUCCUGAAGCCUGCAGAAAGGGUGGAGUUCAACAAGCCCAGGCGAAAGGAACGGGCCAGGGAUGAAGAUUUGAUGAAGGAGGAGGAUCUCAGCGAGGACGAGUUGCGGGAGUGUGUUCCUAUGCUGUGGAAUCUCGUGCCAUAG
This is a messenger RNA of Pseudocercospora fijiensis CIRAD86, 579 nucleotides long. RefSeq lists its product as uncharacterized. The record is from RefSeq and is a predicted model, not a curated record. The transcript has 2 exons. The coding region runs from base 1 to 579 and encodes 192 amino acids. NCBI's taxonomy places the organism in Eukaryota, Fungi, Ascomycota, Dothideomycetes, Mycosphaerellales, Mycosphaerellaceae.